Coregonus sp. 'balchen' is the source of this 2363-nucleotide messenger RNA. The record is from the annotation of a GenBank genome assembly. NCBI's taxonomy places the organism in Eukaryota, Metazoa, Chordata, Actinopteri, Salmoniformes, Salmonidae.
AUGUUUCCAACACUCAAUUUGUCCGAGUCCGACACCAAUCUAACCAGCACCGAUACGCAAAUACUUCUAGAACGGCACCGGCCCAUUAAAAUUGGCAUAAUAUCAGUUUUAGGAGCGAUGAUCACGUUGGGGAAUAUUGCAGUUAUUCUGGUGAUUUCUUCAUCGGUGUCCGGCUGGUCAAGGAACUCUCGAUACUUUUUACUCUCACUCACCGGUGCUGAUUCGGCGUUUGGACUGAUCAUCACGCCCUUGAAUCUGUGCGUCAGUCUUGCGAAAGACUACAGCGAAGGCCCAGACACCCUCUGUCACAUUGUGGCUUUCUUCAACGCGACGAUCUAUUCGACUUGCAUGUACACACUGGCUACAAUAAGUCUAGAAAGAUACAUUGCAGUGUUUUACCCGCUGAAGUACUCCUCACUGAUGACCAGGAGAAGAACGCUGCUUCUGAUCGCGUUUGCAUGGUGUUUUCCUCCAUUUUUACUUGUGCCCAUAUCUUUUCCUAACGGGAUAAUUGAGGUCCAUUUUUCUACAGCGUCACUAGUUUGCAAUCCAUCGUACUCUACUAACGUUGUGUACACGCUAACGUUGACGUGCCUCAUCUUCUUUCCUUGUUCAAUCAUCAUGACUUGCGCAAACCUGCGCCUUUGGUUUGCUGCAAAGAGACAGCGGUUAAAGAUGCGCACACAACACCUGGGUCGUCACAACAGACCCGACGUAGCCUCCAGGGUGCUUGUCCCUGUGAUGACUGUGUACUACACAUGUUGGACGCCGUGCAUGGCGGCAAUUAUCUAUAAUGGUGAGUAGGCCUAUAGAAGGAACCAGUUGGUUUACAUUUAGGGGAUGCGGGAAACUUUUUAAACUUGUAGAUGGAACAUCUAAAAUUCAGACAGGGUGCAUGUUUUUCCCAAAGUCACCACCCUCCUAUAUGAGCUCAGGAAAAUAACCCUAACAAAUGUAGGCUACAAGGCUGUAAAGUGGAAAUGCCAAUGUGCUGGGUGUAAGAUAACUGAGGUAGGCUGGUGAAUCAGACUGUGAUCCCGGCAACUUCUGGUAUACAGCCUGAAACUAAUCAGUGUAAACGGGGAACGUUUCCUUAUAAGCAAGAAUCUUGAAUAAAUUUACAUUACAUUUUACCCUACUGGUUGUCAGUAUAGUUGGUCGUUCAUUGGAUCUACUUCUGAGACAAAUUAGCCACAGGAAAGUGUUAUUUACCUGACUUUUUAGAGCGCUGGGAUUGCUGCUGAAUUAUCUAUCACCUGGCACAUGCGGAAAACCAUGUAAACACCUGCAAGACUUUGGUCAGUAUGCAUGCAUGUCCUUUAGGCUUGUGCACGUGCCUUGGGUCAGGAGCAAACACAUCUUGAUUGUCACACAGUCCCACAUUUUUAAGUCUGUAAUAAUACUUUUCUGUGGAUAUUUUGUCUCAAAUUUCAACCCACUGAAGAACCAACCCCACGGACAAUCGGCAGAGUAAGUUAACAUCAUUUUAUUCAACGUUCGUGAUAGACAAGGGAAGUUUCGUUUUUCGUUAUUUAUAAAUGUGUUUGCCUAAAGGCGCCGCAUACUAGGUUCGGUUUGGUAACUUGGCUAUGUGAAGUUUUUGCAGAGGAGAUCUUAGUCGUGCAAUUUUACAUCUAACUAAGAUGUUUGGUGCAGUAUUUCUCAAGUGAAAAAAUGUGCAUGAAAACUAGUCGUCUCUUCUUGAAUGACAACAAACACUUAAUUGAAGAAUCCCGUCCAUAGUUCCCACACCUACUAGAAGUAGUACUGUUGAUGAUCACUGAAGAAGGGAUGUAGACUUUGGCGAACUUUGACUUGCCUCAAGAAAAAAAUGUAUCCACGAACAGACACAGAAAAAAGAACCUGGCAAACACCAAAACAAAUAAAAAGUCACAUUUUCAUCAUAAUAUAGCCUAUGUGCAAAACUGUUUAGACUGGGAAGCAUGUGACAGGCUUUACUCAGGAGGCCUAUAUGAUGUGUUUAAUGUCAAAGCUUGUGCUUAGUCCGUCUUUUAUUUCAUAGCCCUAUGUUGGCCCUUUUAUGUAUUUCUCUCUCUCUGUUGUCUCUUCCACCAGCCAUCUCAGGAAACAGAGUUCCGGAGUGGAUGGAGUUUGUGGUGGUGUGGCUGCCAACCUCCAACGGUUUCCUCAACUGCAUCUUCUACUUCUGGAUCAACCGCAGCUUCCGUAGAAAGUUCUGCCUGCUCUUCCAGCGGCUGUGUAUCACAGUGUGCCCAGAUUUGGCCAAGGCCCUGGGCUGCACAGCCAGCUCACAGACUGGGGUAUGGGACAAUAACAACACCCUCCCGGAGCGCUGCUCCAGUGUGUCGUCAACCUGCAACCCUGAUCACCCUGGCCAGUGA